Molecule: messenger RNA, 1144 nt
Organism: Cucurbita maxima (winter squash)
Lineage: Eukaryota; Viridiplantae; Streptophyta; Magnoliopsida; Cucurbitales; Cucurbitaceae
Exons: 2
Coding region: 122-1000 (292 amino acids)
Source: RefSeq, a predicted model, not a curated record
GGGAGGAGGCACGGCCGGCCGCCGCAUUAUCGGGAGUCUUUCUACUGUCGUCUCGUUCUCUUCACAACAAGCAAUCCCUCUUCGAGUCAAAUUUUUUAGGGUUUCAAUUAUAUGGAACAGCAUGUUAGAAGGAUCUGAUUCUUCUGAUCUUGAAAGUGGACAAGAAUCUAAGGAGCAAAUCGAUGAUCUUACUCCUGAAGACAUUGCUUGGGCUGAUUCUUGUCUGAUUAAAGAGAUACCAGAUAUUUUAGAUGGCAAUUGGAACCAUAUAAAGGAUGCCUUGUUAGAAGUCUUUGAUCUGUAUCCUCAAGGUUUCGAAUCUCCUCUUGCUGUAAGUGAUAAUGUUCCAGGAGGUACUAACGAUGACGUCGACGUUGACAUGCUUCGGUUUAAGAAUGUGAAGAAGUCAACAGAAAGAGAUAGCGAUGAUCCUAUGAACGAUGUCGAUUCUUCUCUUUCAUUGUCUUUUAGCACGAAUCCACUUUUACCCACUUACAAAGAGGAGGAUAAUGUUCCGGGAGGUACUAGUGAUGACAUCAACAUCAACAUGCUUCUUUCUAAUAAUGUGAAGAAGCCUACAUUUUUCUCGAGAGAUAGCGAUGAUCGUAUGAAUGAAACAGGAAUGGCUUCAGAAGAUCAACAACACCAUGACGACAUCGAUACUUCUCUAUCGUUAUCUUUUAACAAGAAUCCAUUUCUACCUACAUACAAAGAGGAGGUAGAUGGGAAGGAGAGUAUUCAAACUGAAUCUAGCCAUGAUUUACCAGAAAUUGGAUUUGAGCCUCCAAUCAAUGAUAUUUUCCAGGUCUGGGAUUUGAACCUUCCUCCAAUCGAAAACGAUCUCGUCGAGCAGCUGAACAAAGCUCUCUCUGAAAAUUCUACUGAAUCAGUCCGUUUACAGGAUAGUAAUUUCAGUGUGUUGAAAGAUUUCAAUGAUGAUUUACUUGAUAGCUUAAUCGACAGCAUAUCUGACUUGUCUUUAGGACCGAAGAAAUACUAGAAACAUAGUAUGGAGCUAUUGAUUUCUGAAAUUCCAUGCAGCCGACACAUGGCGCUCUGUUAUUUGAUAACUUCUCUCAAAUUCAAAUAGAGGGUGCUUUCAACUAGGCUACUUGGAGGCUUAAAUGAUAUAGUUUAGUGUGAA